AUGACCGUUCUCCGCAUCUCCAAACGCCCACAAUCAAUCGUCAUGGCUCCCUUUUCUGGGGACGGUGUGCUUUGGCUUUGUCUAGGCGUUUCACUGUUCUUCGCCGUCCGCGGUAUCGCCACAGACCUUCGUCAAGUCGUCGAUCUGACAGAAAUCAAACAAGUCGAGAAAGAUGAUAAGAUAAUAAGCGAGGGAACUGAAGAAGCCCUCAAGCUAGACACCCUCUUGAAGCUCUCUCAAAGCACAAGUCAUGACCUCCGAGCUGCAGCUUUGCGCAUUAUAUCCGAACGAUCUACCAAGGGUGACACUCGCGAUCUUCUCCUGGAACAACUGGCAUCGAAACACAAAAUCACACAAGGCCGAGCCUUGAAUGCAUUGAACUUUCUGGUUUCCAACCGAGCUCUUUCCAGAACCUCGAUAUGCAGUCGGCUCGGAGACCUUCCCACUUAUACCGCCCUCGUCAACUGCUUGUGCAAUUUCCUUUCAGAACACCUUGAAAGAACAUCCUUGACGAAUUCACCCAUCUUGCCAAAGACAAGGCCCAUGGGAGAGAAAAAAGCACUAUCUAUCAUGAAUAUACUGUUGCCAGAGAACGUUCCAGAAGCGCUGGAAGCGGGGAUAAUCAGCCGAUGGCUCUGCAAGUAUCCUUUCCCAUGUGCGCAGACCGAUCCUUCCCGUCGACGGGACGUGGUGAUCCUCAUGAAAACGUGGUGGUCAGAUGAUACAAUCAUGAGCUCGAUCUUCAGUACUCUUUCCUCACAUCCUGACGGGAUCAAGCAGCUUCGAAAAUAUGGAUUGAUGGGCAGUAUGAUCGAAGAAAAUGAUCAGGAUGAUGACGACAAUGAUGCAGAUAGCGAUGUUUGGAUGGUGGAUGCGGAUGAGACAGGGGGCACGUUUGGACGAUCUUCGCGUAGGCUCCAAGAAGGGACUCCAAGAGAGCAAGCACUUCGCCGGCGAAGAAGAGAGGCUAUGGUCCUGAGCGAUGGUGGGCGGCCUCUUGGGAACGAAGAUAUCAUUCAGCGGCCGAUUGAAUGA
Messenger RNA from Penicillium antarcticum, 1035 nucleotides. RefSeq lists its product as uncharacterized. The record is from RefSeq and is a predicted model, not a curated record. The transcript has 5 exons. The coding region runs from base 1 to 1035 and encodes 344 amino acids. Lineage: Eukaryota; Fungi; Ascomycota; Eurotiomycetes; Eurotiales; Aspergillaceae.